Molecule: messenger RNA, 664 nt
Organism: Erigeron canadensis
Lineage: Eukaryota; Viridiplantae; Streptophyta; Magnoliopsida; Asterales; Asteraceae
Product: E3 ubiquitin-protein ligase MPSR1-like
Exons: 1
Coding region: 79-543 (154 amino acids)
Biological process (GO): protein ubiquitination
Cellular component (GO): cytoplasm
Molecular function (GO): ubiquitin protein ligase activity
Source: RefSeq, a predicted model, not a curated record
ACCAUUCUUUAUAUAUACUAUACAAUCCAAUCGUCUUUCGUUUCGUUUAUUGCAAAACCCCUCUAACUUAUAUCGAUCAUGUCAUCAACACUAGCCAUUAUUCUAUUAAAUAUGCCCAACAACAUUAUCACAUCAAUCUUUGAACAAGCAGCAGCUAAAGAAGGCCCUUUACCUGCUUCGAAGGCAUCCAUCGAGUCGUUACAAACCGUAAAAGUGAGCCAAGAAGAAGAAUGUGCUAUUUGCAUGAUGGAGUACGAUGGAGAAUCAUUAUUAGCCAAAGAGAUGCCGUGCAAACAUAAGUUUCAUGCCGAUUGUGUAAACAAGUGGUUAGGAAUUCGCGGGUCGUGUCCCGUUUGUAGAUUCGAGAUGCCCGUUGAUGAAGAAGAAGAAGAGAAGAGACAGGAAAUUCAAUUGCAAUUGUUGUUUUUGGAUAUAACUUCGGGUGGGGUCAGCGGGUCGGGUUUGGAGAACGGGUUGGCAAGCGAUCUAGAUAUGGAUAGUCAUCAAGAGAUGAAUCAAGAUAAUUAUGGGAUGGAUGAUUAAUUGGUACAUCUAGGAAUUAAUAUUUCGGCGUAGUUUUUUAGGUUUGAGACUAGAAUUAGUAAUCAUUAAAAAAACGAUGAUUUAGAUCGAUUAGGUUAAGUAAUUGAUUGUUAUUUUUUUU